AGCUGGACGCAGCUGCCCCGCAGCUGGGGGUCCCAGGUGUCCCCCGCAGAGCGCAUGCCCUUGGAGACCUGCAGCGCGGCUGGCUGGGGCUCUGGGUCCCCCUCCCAUCUGUCCCCGCCUGGGGCUGGGGGCGUGGGAAGAAGCCUCCUCCGAGGUUGCGGCAAGAGGGGGCCCCAGGGCGCACCCCCUGCCUCCUUCCCCAGCCCGGUCUGGUUGGCUGGAAGAGACGCCCCUGCCUCCUUUCCUUGGGAGGGGUGGGGGAACCCUCACCUCCUUGCCUUGGGCGGCCAGAGGACAAGAAUGGGCAGGCGGUGUAUUUAUUUCCUUCCCAGAUGAUCGCUUCCUUAUAUCCCAUGAAAGAUCUUGAUGCCAAUAUAUGCAAAGGAUAUAUAAAAAUGAUGACUAAUAUAAUUAUCCUGAGCCUCAUUCUUUUCAUUUCUUUAUCUUUCUGGAUUGUGUCUAUGACUGCAAGCACCUAUUAUGGUUCCUUGCACCCUGUUUCUCCGUGGCGAUGGCUGUUUUCUGUGAUAGUUCCUGUUUUGAUUGCAUUUAAUGGCUUAAAAAAGAAGAGUCUGGACCACAGUGGUGCCUUGGGAGGAGUAGUAGUUGGAUUCAUCUUGACCAUCGCAAAUUUGAGCUUUUUUACUUCUCUGAUGACAUUUUUCAUUUCUUCCUCGAAACUCACCAAGUGGAAAGAAGAAGAAAAGAAGCGUGUAGAUCCCGAAUAUAAAGAAGGGGGGCAGAGAAAUUGGAUUCAGGUUUUCUGUAAUGGAGCUGUGCCUACAGAGCUGGCAUUGCUGUACAUGAUAGAAAACGGGCCCGGUGAAAUCUGCAUUGAUUUCUCCAAACAGUACACCGCUUCCUGGAUGUGUUUGUCUCUCUUGGCUUCCUUGGCCUCCUCUGCGGGAGAUACAUGGGCUUCAGAAAUUGGCUCUGUUGCGAGUACCACCCAACCAAGGCUGAUAACAACCUGGCAAAGAGUUCCAAUUGGUACCAAUGGAGGGGUCACUGCGGUAGGCUUUCUCUCCAGCUUUCUUGGUGGGUCCUUGGUGGGCAUGGCCUUCUUCUUCACACAGCUGAUUUUUGUGAAUGAUUUGGAAUCUUCUGCUCCCCAAUGGCCAGUUGUUGCGUUUGCGGGAAUGGCCGGUUUAUUGGGGUCAGUUAUUGACUCAUACUUAGGAGCAACAAUGCAGUACUCUGGUUGGGAUGAAAACACCCGCUCAGUUGUCAGCCAGCCAACUGGUGAGACGAAAUACAUAUCGGGGAAGCCUAUUCUUGAUAACAACGCUGUGAACCUGUUUUCUUCCAUCCUCAUCGCUCUCUUGCUGCCUAGCGCAGCAUGGGCUCUCUGGCCCAUCAAAUGAACUGUUGUCGAUUUCCAUUAUUUGGAGACCAAAACUGAGUCUAAGGUGACCUUUUCAAUUCUAAGAUUUAACCUCAAAACAAUCAUUUGACCCACCCCACCCCACUAGAAAUUUAAUUGAAUUUGCAUUUUAUUUUCCCAUAAUCAUAAGCCUCUUGAAACAGCUGGAAACAUUCCAGGAAAGAAAAUUCAGUAGAAAAAACAAACAAAAAACAAACAUGUCUUCCAAGAUUUAAGCAUGCAGUUUUCCAAUUGAAUGGAGAUGUUGGAUCAAAAAGAAAAGUCUUUUCUUUUGGCUUCUGGAGCUGAAGACGUACUCCCUCUGUGGCAUCCUUGGAAUUUUGUCAACAUAGGAAGGGAAACCAGAAAUUGCAUGAAGAAAUCUAACCCAACUCUCAUAUCAAAACACUGCUGUACCUGUUACUUGCUUACUGGAUCCAUUUGCAGUGAUUUGAACAGGUGUGUGUUUGGAAACAAACAAUUUUUGGAACUUUGAAUUUUCCCAUGGUUUUCAUCAGUUGAACAUAAAUAGUUGUCCUAAGUUUAAAUGUUGUUUUUAAGUCCUAGUAAGCUAUAUCCAUGUAAGAGCAUCCUUAUUCCUACCUGCUUAAUUAGUGGGAAAAGUUUGAUAAAAUAGGUAGUUAUAUUUGUUCUUAUGUCUAUUAGAAUAGGGGGGAAAAAAAACAAACUUGACUCAUUAAAAAAAAAACCAUGUCUUGCAUGUGUUUUAAUGUAAAUCA
Messenger RNA from Phascolarctos cinereus (koala), 2103 nucleotides. Lineage: Eukaryota; Metazoa; Chordata; Mammalia; Diprotodontia; Phascolarctidae. The record is from RefSeq and is a predicted model, not a curated record.